UGCGCAGCCGCAGACCGCGUGACGAAGAUGGUGCUCAUUAAGGAAUACCGUGUUGUGUUGCCGGUCUCUGUGGAAGAGUAUCAAGUAGGGCAGCUGUACUCUGUGGCCGAGGCCAGUAAGAAUGAAACCGGAGGAGGCGAAGGCAUCGAGGUGUUGAAAAAUGAGCCUUAUGAAAAGGAAGGCGAGAAGGGACAAUACACACAUAAAAUCUACCAUUUAAAGAGUAAAGUUCCAGGAUAUGUGAAGAUGAUUGCACCAGAGGGAGCAUUAGUUUUUCAUGAAAAGGCUUGGAACGCUUACCCAUACUGUCGCACCAUUGUGACGAAUGAGUACAUGAAGGACGACUUUAUGAUAAAGAUCGAGACAUGGCACAAACCGGACAUGGGAACAAUAGAAAACGUCCAUGACCUGGACGAGCAGACGUGGCAGACUGUGGAGGUCGUGCAUAUAGAUAUUGCAAACAAGGAAGAAGUGGCUCUUGGAGACUACAAGCCAGAAGAAGAUCCAGCUCUUUUCCACUCAGCUAAGACCAGCAGAGGACCUCUGGGUCCUGAAUGGAAGAACGAGCUGAAGUCAGACUGUCCUUACAUGUGCGCUUACAAACUGGUCACAGUCAAGUUCAGGUGGUGGGGUCUGCAAACUAAAGUGGAAAACUUUAUCCACAGGCAAGAAAAGCGUAUUUUCACCAACUUUCACCGUCAGUUGUUCUGCUGGAUCGAUAAAUGGGUCGGUUUGACUAUGGAGGACAUCCGGCGGAUGGAGGAGGAAACUCAGAAAGAGCUUGAGGAGCUGCGUAAAACAGGUCCGAUUCGAGGCACCAGUGCUGCUUAUGAGCAGUGAGGCAAACCAACCACACCCCGUCAUGAUGAUGUCAUCAGAGACACCCCACCCUGCUGAGGAAGUGCCCCUGAUGUCGCCUCUUCAUGUCCUGUCUCCUGUGGUUCAUAGUGGGGGGGGGGGGGGGUGUCCUACUUUAAUCACAGCCUCCUGUUCAGUAAACAAAUAAGUGUUUGAAAAGAAAAAAAACAACUUUGCACAGAAAACUUGCCUGUAAAUGUUAGUUGACUCUUCUGAUGGGCUUUGUUUUUUAUUCAGGACUUUUAAAUUUGAAUGUUUUUAGCUUCACACAUUUCAAACCAUAGAACGGAUCAUCCGAGUUCAUAUCGGAUCGUUUGUCUGCCCUGACCCGUAACACCUAAUUUAAUCCACGUCUGUACUUUUGUCCUUGUGGACGUCCGUCUGUCUGACACUCAGUUUGACCGGCGUCGAGAACGUUGCCUCGCGCCGUCGCUGCAUGGCCUUUCUUCAUGUCGAGGGCUCUCACCGGGAGCUUCACGUGGCCUCCGAGACGAAACUAAAAAGAAACGGUGGAAAGGGAGUGAGAGCAGUGCUGCAUGCAUGGAUCAAGCUCUUUUUUUAAUAAUACUUUAAAUUUUCUCAACAGAGUAAUGAGUUCAGGCGUUU
Nematolebias whitei (Rio pearlfish) is the source of this 1464-nucleotide messenger RNA. RefSeq names its product phosphatidylinositol transfer protein beta isoform. The transcript is spliced from 11 exons. NCBI's taxonomy places the organism in Eukaryota, Metazoa, Chordata, Actinopteri, Cyprinodontiformes, Rivulidae. Bases 28 to 840 code for a protein of 270 amino acids. Gene Ontology annotation, cellular component: cytoplasm. Gene Ontology annotation, biological process: phospholipid transport. The record is from RefSeq and is a predicted model, not a curated record. Gene Ontology annotation, molecular function: phosphatidylcholine binding; phosphatidylcholine intramembrane carrier activity; phosphatidylinositol binding.